Molecule: messenger RNA, 1287 nt
Organism: Saccoglossus kowalevskii
Lineage: Eukaryota; Metazoa; Hemichordata; Enteropneusta; Harrimaniidae
Product: protein SSUH2 homolog
Source: RefSeq, a predicted model, not a curated record
AUGAAAAGAGAAAUUUCCAACGAGGAAGUAGAAACCACUACACCGAUCAGCAAUGGCGUGUUUGGUGACAAUAAAAGCUUGACGCGGCGAUAUUCUGCUAACUCCGCUACCUACGACCCGAUCCUUGCAAUAGAACGUAUUUUGGAGGAAACAUUCACCAUCGACUUGGAGAAAGAACUCAGGGAAUUUGAGGAAUUCUUUAGCGAAGAAGAGACUGAAGACCCAAUACCAGUUGUCUCAAGGAGACUGUAUAGAAACAACUUGAACGUUUCAAAACAGCUGGAAGAGAAACCCCCACCUUUAACGUCCUCGUCAGAAAUGCGGCGAGUUUCUGCGUAUGAUAUGUUUGGAGAACCGGUGGCACCACCUCCCCCUGAGGAUCUGACAGAGAUUGAGUUGGAGGAAACAGCACAGCCGAUUGAAAAUGGUGUCUACAGCCUAGCAAGUGCGGCAGCAACAGAGGAGCAAGCCAGAACGGCAUUUCUAUCGUAUGUAUCGAAACGUAUUUGUUACGGUUCGUCAGCAGCAAAUCAGUGCCCAUUGACACCAUACGUUGUGUGGAUGCCUAUCAUUAUUUCGUCAUUUCAGUACCUACUCGAGUCAUUUACCGAAACCAGGUCGUCGAAGUUUGUUGAAAGCCCGUAUGAUGGGGACCAGGAAAACACUCCUCAUGUUGACGAAGAUUCGAUUCCUGAACCUUGGAAGAUCGACAUUCAACCUCCCAACACGUUUGAGGAUAGCGCUACUCACGUUGCGGUUCCAAACUCUGAACAGAUAAAGACAUGCGCACAUUGUCAAGGGAAUUGCAAGAUCACCUGUUCUUUCUGUGACGGCGUUGGAUCGACUACGUGUCUGGAGUGUGGUAUUUCAUCGUCGAUGCCGACAAACGAAGAGGAGGGAAGCCACCAAUGUGCAGCGUGUAAAGAUACAGGCCGUAAAGGAUGCCCGCCAUGUUCAGAGUCAGGACAAAUCACGUGUGAUCACUGCAGCGGAAAAGGAAGACUAAAAAGUCAUAUUGAAGUUGUCGUUAUUUGGAAAAAUAACUGGGACGACUUCAUUGUAGAUUACGCUAGUGCAGUUCCCGAAAAAGUGCUUCGUGAAAUGGAGGGCAAAUACGUGUUCAAGGAAGAGAACAGAAAGCGCCAUCAAGUUCGCGUGAUUCCAAUGUCUGAGGUGAAGUACACGUGGAAAAACAAACAGUACAACUUCUUUGUAUACGGCGAAAAUCUGGAGAACGCGUACGCACCCAAGUAUCCACAGCGGUUUCUCUGCUGUACUGUCAUGUAA